AUGAAAUAUUUUCUUUUGAAGAAUAUGAUAAAAUAUCUUCGUAUUAUAUCGUUUAAAUUAUUGCAAGUUAAUUUUAAUUCAGAUACGGAUAACUCAAAAGUUUGGACUCUUGAAUCAAUUAAUGAUUCGAUUCAUGAACGAUGUGGAAAUUUCAUUAAAAUAGCUGCUCUUAUACAGCAUCAUCUUUAUCAACCAAUAACAUGGUGGUUGCCGGGUCGUCAAUUUCAAUUUGAUUUAUUAUGGAAAAAUUUAAUUCGAGAAUUACAAUUGUACGGUGUUGGUGAACCAUAUUGGUUUUGUAAUGAUUCAUUAUCACUUAUUAUCAAUUGGUUAGAUGAAAUAUUUCGAAUCGAUAAACAACAUUCAAUAUUUGUUCGUCAUAUUGCUCGUGCAAUACCUUUGUUUGAUUCACCACGUUUUAUUGAUUUACCUGCAUGUUAUUCAGAUUUAUUUCAAUCAUGUAGUCGUAUUCAUUGUUCUUAUUGUCGAACAUUAAUUACUGAACCUACUUUAUGUUUAAUCUGUGGAAUGGUUUAUUCACAAAAAAGUUCCGAAACAAAAUGUUGUAGUCAGCAAACAUGUUCUAUCAACGAGCAUUUUAUUUCAUGUAAUGAUGGUUUAAAUAUAUCAAUAAAUAUUAAUUCUACAAAAACGUUAAUUCAACGAAAACAACAUUAUACUUAUUGGGCAUCACUUUAUCUUGAUAAACAUGGUGAAGAAGAUAUUAAUCUUAGUCGAGGUCAUAUAUUAUAUUUGAAUGAAAAUCGAUUGAAAUUACUCUAUUCAGCAUGGAUUUCAAGUAAUCUUGAUCAGCUCACAAAUCGAUGGUCGACUGAUCAAUUUGAUUUUUAA
Molecule: messenger RNA, 852 nt
Organism: Rotaria sp. Silwood2
Lineage: Eukaryota; Metazoa; Rotifera; Eurotatoria; Philodinida; Philodinidae
Source: the annotation of a GenBank genome assembly